GUGUUUCGCAUAAAAGGAUGAGACACAGAGGGUGAGAACAGAACUGAAGAAGCACCGUACAGUGUAUAGAUUCUUUACUUGAGCAUGGACUUUGACUACCAAAAGUUAAAAGAUGCUGAAUCUCAGGAGAGAGAGGAACGUUUGGGUUCUCUUCCUGUCCACCAUCCAAUGCCGAAACCACGUCAAUGUCUUGAUUCAGAAAUGCAAGUGACAACCGUGACAGUAAAGAGAAUCGCUCCCGCUUUGGUUUUGGGCCCGUUGGGGACCCUGGAGGCCCUGAGCCCGUCUUUGCGUGCCUACACUCUGCUGUGGUUUGAAAGAACGCAGCUGCCUCGACUGCGCACACCUGGAAACUCUCUCCCCUGCUGGCUCCAUGGUUUCGCGACACGCAGGGAAGCAGAACAGCUGCUGCAGGAUAAACCACAAGGCUGUUUCCUGUUGAGGCUCAGCGAGUCAAAAAUUGGCUUUGCGCUCUCCUACAGAGGGGAGGAUAGAUGUCGUCAUUUUAUCAUUGAAGAGGAGGACAGUGAAACGUUUGGUAGUGUAUAUCUCAUUGCUGGAGAAGACAGCCGUCAUCAUAGUCUAGAAGACCUGAUCAACUACUAUACCCAUAAUCCCGUGGGGCCCUUUAAUGAGAUGUUGACUGUUUCUUGCAAUCAGCCCAAUGGUGACCGUGAAGAAAUUGAUAAGCUGGGAAUGAAGAACCAGGAAGGAGAUAGAAAAUAUGAAAAUGGAAAAGUGAUCAGUCAAGACGAGCAGACAAAACUGGCCAUAGCUGCUGGACCAGCUGUUCUAGAUUCAUUACCCACAAACUCCAACCACAUCACAUCAACUAGAGAUGAGACUGUGCAGUAUGCAGCAGUCAGGAAGCCUUUAAAAAAGACUGCCUCGCUCCCAGAGUGCAAGUGUGGACCUGACACAGCGCCUCCUACUGUAGAAAAUGGCAGUUCUGAGCUUGCUGAGAGACCCUAUAAUCCUAGUGUUACUUUGGAUCAAACUCACCCCCCGGAAGCUCCAUACGCCCGAGUCAAUAAACCCCCCAGAGCGGCAUCAGAAAACAUGCCCAAUGCCAGUGCUCCCUCUGAGCUACAGGGAGCGACAGCGGCAUCUGUACCGCCAUCUCUUACAAAUUUUGACACAAUGGCAGCAGAUCAGAAAUACUGUAAAUUCGAGCCAAUGCACACCUAUGAAGAGACUAUACAUACACGAAGAAGAGAUGAGGAUGAGGAGAUAGACUGUUACGCCAUGGGGUGGAGGAGGCAGGCGACAGGAAAUGCAGUGGAACUUCCAAGGCAUCAUGUAUAUUCAGAGGUGAACAUCAGGGGUGCACAAGAAAGUAAUGCUGUCUCCUCAAGACCCACCCCUAGUCUUCCUCUUAGACCACCCCCAAGAUCUGCACAUGCUGCUUUACGGACAGAAAGUAGUGGACAGAGUUUUGGUUUGCCUCCGCUGAUGGUUCAGCCCCGACACUCUGAUUUCCAUCAUUCACAUAACGCUUCAUCCAGUUCCAUUUAUGAACGGAUUCCAGAGAGACCAAGCAGCUCAAGGCCAUCUCUGCCCCCACCCAACCCCAAACGCUGACCUAGACUGUUGUUAAAUGGACUUUUGGUGUAGUUCAUACACAAAGAAAUACUGAACCAAUUGGACCAGAUAGAAAUAAAACGAAUAAGUUAAACAAAUUGUUUCACUCCAAUUAUGUUACCUAAAACUGUAAAUAUUUACUCCUCUGUGGAAUAGCUGUUGGCAUAAGUUUAUAUACAGUAUUUAAAUUAAACAUGUGUACAAAUUUUUCCAUUUUGAGUCCUUUA
Triplophysa rosa is the source of this 1808-nucleotide messenger RNA. RefSeq names its product SH2 domain-containing protein 2A. Gene Ontology annotation, cellular component: cytoplasm. The record is from RefSeq and is a predicted model, not a curated record. NCBI's taxonomy places the organism in Eukaryota, Metazoa, Chordata, Actinopteri, Cypriniformes, Nemacheilidae. Bases 85 to 1581 code for a protein of 498 amino acids. The transcript has 10 exons.